Leptonychotes weddellii (Weddell seal) is the source of this 404-nucleotide messenger RNA. Lineage: Eukaryota; Metazoa; Chordata; Mammalia; Carnivora; Phocidae. The record is from RefSeq and is a predicted model, not a curated record.
GCUCCCGGCGCUCCGAGCGCGGGCCUGGGGACUCGGGAUCCCGCCGCCGGGGCCGCAGCAUGGGGCGCUUCCGCGGGGGCCUGCGGUGCAUCAAGUACCUGCUGCUCGGCUUCAACCUGCUCUUCUGGUUGGCAGGGUCUGCUGUCAUUGGUUUUGGACUAUGGUUUCGGUUUGGAGGCACCAUCAAGGAUUUCUCAUCGGAAGACAAGUCCCCAGAGUAUUUCUACAUGGGGCUGUAUGUGCUGGUUGGAGCAGGGGCCCUGAUGAUGGCUGUGGGCUUCUUCGGGUGCUGCGGAGCCAUGCGGGAGUCGCAGUGUGUGCUCGGAUCUUUCUUCACCUGCCUACUGGUGAUAUUUGCUGCUGAAGUAACCACUGGAGUAUUUGCUUUUAUAGGCAAGGAUGUA